Molecule: messenger RNA, 855 nt
Organism: Trichophyton rubrum CBS 118892
Lineage: Eukaryota; Fungi; Ascomycota; Eurotiomycetes; Onygenales; Arthrodermataceae
Exons: 2
Coding region: 1-855 (284 amino acids)
Biological process (GO): rRNA (guanine-N7)-methylation
Cellular component (GO): nucleolus
Molecular function (GO): rRNA (guanine) methyltransferase activity
Source: RefSeq, a predicted model, not a curated record
AUGUCUCGUCCGGAAGAUACUCUCCCGCCGGACCUCUUCUACAAUGACGCUGAAUCUCGCAAAUACACGUCCUCUUCCCGGAUAAAAAAUAUCCAGUCUGAAAUGACGCAUCGAGCCCUGGAGCUACUGGAACUUACAUCUCCCUCACUAAUUUUAGAUGUUGGUUGUGGCUCAGGUCUGUCGGGUGAGAUACUGUCGUCCAUCGACCCAUCUGAAGGUGGCCCGCAUACUUGGAUUGGCAUGGAUAUAUCUCCUAGCAUGCUCGAUGUAGCACUUCAACGGGACGUGGAAGGUGACCUCUUCCUAGCCGACAUCGGACAGGGCGUCCCCUUCAGACCUGGAACCUUUGACGCAGCCAUAAGUAUCAGUGCGAUUCAAUGGCUUUGCAACGCCGAGACAAGCGAUGUAAGCCCCGAGGGUCGACUCAAAAGAUUUUUCGAGGGACUAUACGCUUCUCUAAAACGCGGUGGUAGGGCGGUAUGCCAGUUCUAUCCCAAGAAUGAUUCUCAGAGAGGCAUGAUCAGCGGCGCCGCUAUCAAAGCCGGGUUUGGCGCCGGUAUACUUGAAGAUGACCCAGGCACUAAGAACGGGAAGACAUAUCUAGUACUUACCGUUGGCGGAGGUGGACUGCAGGGUGAUAUCACUGGUGUUGUCAAGGGAAUGGAUGACGUUGAUAUCCUGGACGCCAGAAGGAAAGCUAGGGAGGCCGCCAAAGGUCGUCGAGGCCCAGAUCAAUCACAUAUCAAGGGAACCAAAGCUUGGAUAUUGAGGAAAAAAGAACAGAUGGAGAAAAAGGGCAAGGUUGUCAAGGCAACUUCGAAAUAUACCGGACGAAAGAGACGAAUUGCGUUUUGA